UAUUAUAUUUCGAAAUUUAUUAAUCUGACUAGGAAGAGAAAUAAAAACAAGAUCGAUCGCUGUUGGCAGAAAAUGACAAAUUACGGAGGAAAAAAAAAACAAUGGUAGCAGAAGCGGACGACAACGAAAGGCCAUGCUCCUCAGAUCUCUAUAUUGCUUUUACCUUCUUGCUGGCGCCCUAUUUUUCAUUCCAUUAGAACAGAGAAGGCGGUGCGAGAGUAGCUAUGGCAGCAGCAGGAGAGGAGGAGAUAGCGAGGCCUCUGAUGGAAGAGAGGGAGCACCCUCCGUCCUUCUCGUCGUUGGUGGUGGUGGUGGCGAGCACCGCCGUCGCCGUUUCCGGUUCCUUCGAAUUUGGCUGCUCGGUGGGAUAUUCUUCACCAGCAGAAUCUGGAAUUAUGCAAGACCUUAACCUUUCUUUACCCGAGUACUCUCUUUUUGGCUCGAUACUGACAAUUGGAGCAAUGGUAGGUGCCAUUUCGAGUGGGCGCAUUGCAGAUCUAAUUGGCAGAAAAUGUACAAUGGCAGUAUCAGAUCUUUUCUGCAUUGUGGGAUGGCUUUCUAUAUUCUUGACAAAGGAAUUGUGGUGGCUUGAUCUUGGAAGACUUUCAAUCGGAUUUGGUAUUGGUCUCCUUUCUUAUGUGGUUCCUGUGUACAUAGCAGAGAUAACACCAAAGAAUCUCAGAGGAGGAUUUGCAUCUGUCAAUCAGCUUAUGAUAUGUUGUGGAGUAUCCCUUGCAUACUUGCUGGGAGCAGCUUUGACUUGGCGUUCUCUGGCAGUAAUAGGAAUUAUUCCAUGUUUACUUCAACUACUGGGCCUUCUCUUCAUUCCAGAAUCCCCUAGAUGGCUGGUUAAGGUUGGUCAUCAUAAUAAGUUUGAAGCAGCACUACAGAGUCUCAGGGGGAAGUAUACUGAUAUUUCUCAAGAAGCAGAGGAGAUCAGAGAGUUCACAAAAAGCCUUCAAUCCCUUCCACAGGCCAAUAUGCUGGACUUGUUUCAGAAGAAAUACCUUUACUCUGUCACUGUUGGAGUUGGAUUGAUGGUAUUUCAGCAGUUCGGGGGAGUUAAUGCGAUUUGCUUUUAUGCCAGUGAAAUAUUUGUUUCUGCAGGUUUCUCAUCAGGGAAUACUGGAACUAUAGCAAUGGUCAUUGUUCAGAUUCCUAUGACUACAUUAGGCGUUCUCCUUUUGGAUAAAUCUGGAAGAAGACCAAUUCUAAUGGUUUCUGCAGCGGGAACGUGUGUUGGUUGUUUCCUUGUUGCAAUGUCGUUCUUAUUACAGGAACAUGAAUGGCCGAAGGAGAUAAAUACUGCACUGGCUUUGACAGGCAUACUGGUAUUCGCGGGAUCUUUCUCUUUGGGUAUGGGGGGAAUACCAUGGGUUAUAAUGUCUGAGAUAUUUCCGAUCAAUAUGAAAGGCUCUGCAGGAAGCCUUGUGACCUUAGUUAAUUGGCUUGGUUCCGGGAUUGUCUCAUACACUUUCAACUUUCUCAUAACUUGGAGCUCAGCAGGUACUUUCUUCAUUUUUGCAAGCAUUUGUGGCCUUACUGUUCUGUUUGUGGAAAGGCUAGUACCAGAGACUAAAGGGAGGACAUUAGAAGAGAUACAGGCCUCAAUGAAUUCCUUCUCAUCAGAUAAGAUCUGACUUCAGCAUUGUCCAAGACAAGAAUAAAGCAAAAUGAAACAAAGUGGGCCUUUUGAAGCAGACUUGUCGAUGAGAAGCUGCCUUUUAGAUUUUGACUGUUGAAGCAACAACAAAAACAUAGUUUUUCAUGUUAUAUUGAUACAAUUCGAUGGCCAUAACAUGGCCAAAUUUGGAACAUAACAUAGCCAUGCUACCAAGGGGUGCAACCCACAAUAACACGAAGCCAACAUCUAUAAUCAAUCCAUAAA
This is a messenger RNA of Phoenix dactylifera (date palm), 1888 nucleotides long. Its product is annotated as sugar transporter ERD6-like 5. Lineage: Eukaryota; Viridiplantae; Streptophyta; Magnoliopsida; Arecales; Arecaceae. Gene Ontology annotation, molecular function: sugar transmembrane transporter activity. Gene Ontology annotation, cellular component: membrane. Gene Ontology annotation, biological process: carbohydrate transport; transmembrane transport. The record is from RefSeq and is a predicted model, not a curated record.